Molecule: messenger RNA, 2521 nt
Organism: Drosophila willistoni
Lineage: Eukaryota; Metazoa; Arthropoda; Insecta; Diptera; Drosophilidae
Product: protein starmaker
Exons: 4
Coding region: 103-2472 (789 amino acids)
Source: RefSeq, a predicted model, not a curated record
UGAAAACAAAUAUCUACGUGUUUAAAGUCAUCUCUCUUGAAAGCUAUACAAAAUUUAGAUUUUAAAUUUACACCUUAACAAAAAAAUGAAAAUUCAAAGAACAUGGUAUUUAACUUAGGACCCAUUUGUUGCGAUUCACCAUCGGGUUCGUCAAGUUCAACCAAAAUUUUUUGCAAUGAAAAUCAGAACAGAUGCAGCCCUUUUCGUUGUCAUUGCUGUUGCCAUGGUUCUUCAUUGAAUGACCAUACCUAUUCGUUGCUUAAAAGGAUUUGUCAUAAAAUUAUAAAGAGUUAUAACCGCCAACAAUGUCGAGAGAAGUAUACAGUCUUCGAAGGAGGCAAUAGUACAAACAUUCGACCACAUCGAUCAGAAUCAUUUGACGAAUAUGGAUCCCGUGAAAGAAAAGAUGGUAAGCUACAUGGAAGGGAGAAAAAUCGCCUUUCCCGUGAGGGAGGAGAGGGUAGCAAGCAUAAUGAAAGGCGUAAAGACAAAGGAAAGAAACGUGGUGAUGAUAGCGAUUCCUUGACAAACUCGAGGAAGGACAAGAAUCGUGGAGCCAACAAAGGUGACAGUGGAAAGAGAGCGGGUAGUAAGCAGACGAAAAGCAAUGAUAAAGAGGAUGGCGAUAAGAAAGGAUCAUCCAAUAAAAACCGAAAAGAAAAAGACACUGCCGGAGAUGUAAAAGACGAGUCUUCUAGGAAAUCUAAAAAUAAGUCCGGAAAAGAUGAUGAUGCAAAAAGAGAGUCUUUGAAAAAGAAAUCUCAGAAACCUGGUAAAAAUGAUGCUGCUGAUGAGGCGAAAGCCCAAGCACUGGCAAAGGCGAAAAAAGGAGCUUCGGCGAAAGAUGAUGAUAACGCAAAAAAAGAAGCUACCAAUAAACCCAAGAAAGAUGGCGGUAAUGAAGAUUCAUCAAAAAAAAUGGCCGAUAAAAAGGAAUCUAGUGAUGGAAAACGUAAGUCCGCAACUAAUAAGGAUGACGAUGGCGAUGCUAAAGAUAAAGAUAAAGACAAAUCUAAGAAUAAAUCCGAUAAACCUGGAGGAAAAGAAGCAACUGAAGCUGAUAAAGGGAAGACUGGGCUCAAGAAAGACCAUAAUGACGAUGGCGAUGACAAAGCUAAGAGUAAAUCGAAGGAUAAACCAGAAUCAACUGAAAAAGCUGGAGGCAAGGACUCUGGCGAUGACAAAGCUAAGAGUAAAUCGAAGGAUAAACCAGAAUCAACUGAAAAACCUGGAGGCAAGGACUCUGGCGAUGACAAAGCUAAGAGUAAAUCGAAGGAUAAACCAGAAUCAACUGAAAAAGCUGGAGGCAAGGACACUGGCGAUGACAAAGCUAAGAGUAAAUCGAAGGAUAAACCAGAAUCAACUGAAAAAGCUGGAGGCAAGGACACUGGCGAUGACAAAGCUAAGAGUAAAUCGAAGGAUAAACCAGAAUCAACUGAAAAAGCUGGAGGCAAGGACUCUGGCGAUGACAAAAGUAAAUCUGAUAAAAAGAAGGAUCGCGCUGGCGACGAUGCCGAUGACAAAGAUAAAGCCAAAUCUAAAAAUAAACGUGGAUCGUCUGACAAACCUGGGGGAAAGGAUACAGAAGAUAAUGGCGAUGAUAAAACAAAAGCCAAAUCUAAGAAUAAACAAGGUGAAACAGAAACAGAUGAAAACAAAAAUAAACAGGGAAAAGGUAAAAAGACUUUGCCAGACGAAAAAGAUGCUCAAGCUUCGGCGGGGAAAUCUAAAAAAGAUGGCGAAAAGGGUGAAAAAACAGACACAGACAAUAAAGUGGCAACAGACUCCGGAAAAGGUAAAAAACCGGAUGAAACCGAUAAGGGGAAAAAACAGAAAGGAGGCGCGGGACAAAACAAAUCUGAUCGUUUUGCAGAAAUCGAAGAUAAGUCCAGUGGCUACGAUAUCAAAAUUAAAGACAAGAACAAAGGCGGUAAAACUGACCAGAGUAAUGCAAAAAAUAAAGAUGAUGUUGGCAAAGAUAAAAAGAAACCCAAAACGGAUGAUGGUGGUGAUCCAGCAAAGGAAGGCAAAGAUAAGUCUAAGAACAAAAAGGCUAUUACAGAUGAUUACAAAAACCAAGGGGCUAAAGGCAAAGGUCGAGAUGAUUCUGAUCGGCAGCAGUCACAGAAAAAUAAACGAAGAUCAAAAUCUGAAGGAGCAAGAAGAGCAUCUAGCGAUGGUGGCACUAAAAGGGGGGACAGUCCAUCCCGUGGCCGGUUUGGUAUCAAGGGACCAAAAAGCUCACAGGACCCAAGAUCAAGCAGAAGUAAUUUGUAUUAUCGAAGAAACCUUCGGUCUAGUCGCUGCGAUGAAGUUCGGCCGUGUGAUGUCCUACGGGCCCAAUUGGAACAGCGCGAUCUUCUUUGCAGAUGCAUCCCGUGUCGUCCAUGUGCACAACCCGCUGAAGUCUGCAGACCUUGCACGCCUGGCUGUGCUCCAUUCGAGUGUUGUGUAUCUGGUACGCCAUGUUAAACCUAAAAUUUAGUAUUUUUUUUUAUUUUAAAUCUCCUGUGUAUUUCAA